AUGUCUAUGGAUGGGUUAGGGCACUGCAAGGAAAUGAACAUGUGUAACGCGAUCAACAGCGCAAUGCACAUUUGCAUGGAAAAGGAUCCACUUUCCGUUGUGUUCGGCGAAGAUGUUGCCUUUGGCGGUGUGUUCAGAUGCUCAGUAGAUCUACUUCAAAGAUUCGGCCCCAAUCGUGUGAUGAAUUCACCAAUAAGUGAGCAAGGUAUCGUUGGUUUUGGUAUUGGAUUGGCGGCAGUUGGUGUUUCUGCUAUAGCUGAGAUACAAUUUGGCGACUACAUCUUCCCAGCAUUUGAUCAGAUAGUCAAUGAAGCUGCCAAGUUUAGGUACAGGUCAGGAAGUCAUUGGGAUGUUGGUAAGCUGACUAUUAGAUCCACUUGGGGUUCUGUUGGUCACGGUGGUUUGUAUCAUUCACAAAGCCCCGAAGCCUAUUUCGCGCAUACUCCAGGUCUUGUGAUUGUAGUUCCAAGCAAUCCAUUUGCUGCAAAAGGCUUGCUUAUCAAAUCCAUUCGUGACCCAAAUCCUGUGUUGUUUUUCGAGCCAAAGGCACUAUACCGAUCCAGCGUUGGCAUGGUCCCCGAGGGAGACUAUGAAUUGGAUUUAUCAAAGGCAAACGUUGUAAAACAAGGAAAGGAUAUUACCUUAGUAGGAUAUGGUACAAUGGUCAAUGAAAUGAUGGAGGCGGCUAAAAUUGUUGCCAAUGAUGGUGGAAUUGAUGCUGAAGUGAUUGACCUACAAACAAUCCUCCCGUUCGAUGUUGAUACGAUUACAGAAUCUGUUAAUAAAACUGGUAGAUUGAUAGUAACCCAUGAAGCGCCGAAAACACAAGGCUUGGCCUCUGAAAUAGCAUCUACGGUGUAUGAGCGAUGUUUUUUUAAACUAGAAGCGCCAAUUAAGCGCCUGUGUGGAUACGACACUCCUUUUCCCCUUGUUUAUGAAAAGUUUUACCUGCCCGAUAGACACAAGAUUGCAGAUGCCAUAAAAGCGAUUUGUACGUCAUAG
This is a messenger RNA of Babesia microti strain RI, 1002 nucleotides long. Its product is annotated as 2-oxoisovalerate dehydrogenase E1 component, beta subunit. The record is from RefSeq and is a predicted model, not a curated record. Lineage: Eukaryota; Apicomplexa; Aconoidasida; Piroplasmida; Babesiidae. Bases 1 to 1002 code for a protein of 333 amino acids. Gene Ontology annotation, biological process: branched-chain amino acid catabolic process; response to nutrient. The transcript has 6 exons. Gene Ontology annotation, molecular function: catalytic activity.